Messenger RNA from Paramuricea clavata, 15961 nucleotides. Lineage: Eukaryota; Metazoa; Cnidaria; Anthozoa; Malacalcyonacea; Plexauridae. The record is from the annotation of a GenBank genome assembly.
UUCCAAAAUGGCCGUCUGUAAAGUAGUUAUUCAUCCAGUUGUGUUAUUUUCAAUCGUUGAUAGUUUUGAAAGGAGAAACGAAGAUGCGAAAAGGGUGAUUGGGACACUCUUAGGAACCAUUGAUAAGAAUAUUGUUGAAAUUAAGGGUUCUUUUUGUGUGCCACAUAACGAAUCAAAAGAUGAGGUAUGUCCCAAAAGGCAAAAACGUACUAUAAAAUGAAUCAUGAAUAUAUAUAUAUAUAUAUAUAUAUAUAUAUAUAUAUAUAUAUAUAUAUAUAUAUAUAUAUAUAUAUAUAUAUAUAUAUAUUGUGUAUACCCCGGCUGGUGGCUGCCCCCGGGACUAUGCAGGGAUUUUAGGGGUCACGUCCAUAUUCAUGUUGCCACGCAUAACGUCGAAUCGACGUUAACACUCAAACCCACCCACCCUAAAUAACGUCGAGCGUGGCAGUCACAUUCUUCAAAACUUUAACAAAAUUGUCAUUUUGCCACGAGAUUAUCGAGAUAACGUCGAGAGAAUUGAGAUAAACCCACCCACCCACUCAUAACGUCGAUUCGACGUUAUGCGUGGCAAUAUGAAUAUGGAUGUGACCCCUUAAUGCUUCAGUCAUUUGAAAUCACGCCCCCCACUCCCGGGACAUAGCGGAGAUUUAACGCUAUUUAACAAUGUGGUGGGGCGGUGGAAUUAACAACUUUUUUAUAACCGGGGAAUUGACCCAGGAUUUAACAGCCGCUAUAUAUAAAUACACCGGGGAUAAACUGGGGACUUAAAAUGACCGGAUAGGGUCAUAAAAACGAAAAUGGCGACUGGCGAAAAACGGUAAAUAUCGUUCCAUGUUUUGCGCACCAAUAUAGUAAACGUUAUGUAAUGGAUAUUAUAGUGCACUGAAAAGUUCACUAGAUACCUCCAUACACAUAUAACACACUGUAACCCUAACCUAACCCCUAACCCUAGUACUUACCCCCUAACCUAUAUUGGUGCGCGAAACAUGGAAUGAUAACCCGAAAAACUUCCUGGACAGGUAUGUGCGUUUGAAACUUUAUAUUUUAUACUUAAUCCUCAGCCAUCCGCUGCUGUUAAUAUUCAAUAAGUAUCAGGCAUCGCCUUUUCCAUUGUUUGGAUAUAUUUGGCAUUGUUUACUUUUUAUAUUUGCAUAUUUAUUUACAUUUUCAUAUCGAUAUUUUGAUAUGCAUGACCAGACAUUGUCAAUACAAUACAAUACUUGACGGAAAUUCAAUCUGGAAGUUGCGGAAGACAGGUAAUUCAAAUGCAUGCAUGAUGCGGAAUUUGUCUUGUUUAGGUACACUAAAGCCAGGCCAUACGAGGGUUUUAACAGACCAGUUUGCCCCAGGGGCAGGGGAUUUAAUGUUUUUUAACACUUGGUUGUGUUAAAUUCCCCGCUAUGUCCCGGGGGUGGGGGGCUGUGAUUUCAAAUGACUACCGCAUAACAUUUCACGAAUGUUAAAAACCUUGGCUCAAAAAUACCAUUCAGUUGUAAAAAGACUUAAAAACUGAGAAAUACAUAUAUAUAGACAUUGGCAUCAGAUUGGGUUGUUCAAUUGAACUUCGACAGUUGAUCAAGUAUAGUGAAGUACACAUAACCGCAUGCCUAGAGAGAAUGUAAGCCUAAGUCUGUACUUACUCUGUAACCAGGAUAUAUUGGUAUUUUUGCCAUGUCUAUUAUGGACAUGCUAUUAUAGACCAGUCGCAUCUAUUAUAAACAUGCUAUUAACAGAUAAAACGACAUAUACUAGCAAAGAUACAUAAAUAUACAUUAAUGAGUACUUGCCUCAAUGUCUUAAUCACUGCAUGUAAAUCGAUUAUCUAUGCUGAUGAUACAUUACUGUACUACUCUGCAUGGUCAGCAGCCGAACUUCAAGUAAAUAUUAACCCUCUCACUCUGAACUACAAGAAAACCAAGUUCAUGGUCUCUGCCAAUAGAAAACAGUUGUUCCACACAUAAACAUCACCAUUCAAAAUAAAAGAGAGAAAUCUAUGAAAUAUCUUGGAGUAUGAAAUUAUUUAAUUUUAAUUUUAUUACAUCACAUGACACAUGGCACAAGCAUAUUGACAACCUCAUCUCUAAAAUCAAUCCUGUGAAUCAACAACAACAACAACAACAACAACAACAACAACAAUUUAUUUUGCACCACCAAGUAAAAUAACAUUACAUGAUUUUUUUAAAUAUAUAAAUAUUAUGGCACAAGUCACCAGAAAUAAUAAAGACUAAACCAGUCUGGUGACCUUUUAUAAAAUAAAUGAAAUAAUGAGUUUUACAUCAUUUUGUAUAAUUAUAAAAGUAUAUUCAUGAAUACUUGUGGCAGCGCUAGUAAAUGAAAAUCAUAUUUUCCGCAAUUUUAUUCUUAAAGGAUGAUUUGCUAAGAGUUUUAUAUUUAUCAUCAAUAUCAUUCCAUGCUUUAGGACCCUGAAAUCAAAGACUGAAUUUGCCAUAGUUAGUUCUUAUUUUAUCAAUAUAAUAUGUAUUCUUAGAAGCUAAUCUGGUAUUAUGAUUAUGUAUUGAUGUGACCUGUUUGAAUAUGUUAUUAAAUGUAGCAGGAAGAUUCCCAUUAUGAUAAUCAUACAUGAAUAAAGCGUUGCUUGAAAAAAGGUCAACGAGCUUCAAAAUAAUAAGAUUUUUAAAUAAAGUAAAACUGUCUGUACCAAUGUAGGUAGUACCAAAGUGAAAAUGCUGUGCUGAGUGGUUAUAUUACUACCUUAAAAAAUAGAAUUUUUUAAGGUAGUAAUAUAACCACUCAGCACAGCAUUUUUUAAAUAAAGGACUAGAAUGAUCGUCAAAUUUAGAAAAAGUAAUAAUUCGAACUACUCUUUUUUGCAAGGUUAUUAUUGGGUUAAGAUUUGAAAUAUAGGUGUUUCCCAAUAUGUCAAAUAUGGGUAAAUUAAGGAAUAAUAAAAUUGUGUAAUUACAUGUGAGGUAACAAAUAUGACUUUUCCAAUUAAAGAUGCGGUACAGUCCGAUCUGCGCAUGUGCACAAAGGAGCCCUCUUUUUAUUUACAAACAGUUUAUUUAGGUUUUUAUUUCAUUUCAUGUUCUUGCAAAGCUUGAUUGUUGUGUCUUGAUAAUUUAUUAUACUCUAGAAUCAUGAAAAUAUAAAUAGUUGUCGAAUAAAAUUCAACAUACGGACUGUACCGCAUCUUUAAGAUUACAGUCUAUAUAGACCCCUUGCACAUGACGUCACAGCGCCGGUGACGAUGCAUCUGGAGGACAAAUUAGCAAUCUAUGCAUAAUAUAACUUUUGUAAACAAAGCAAAUUUUUUAAAAGUUUAUAAUAAUUUUGUAUUAAAAUGGUUAAUUCUUGCGCUGUGUGUGGUUGUUGUACCCAGACAGAUAUUGUUAGGGAGCAUCUGGAGGACACUCUAAGGAUUUGUGACGUCAGUGCAAAGGGUCUAUAGAUUCGAUCCUAAAUACUUGAGACUAGUUUCUUUUUAAUUUGCACUUGAUUAAUAAAUAUUUUUAUUGUGGACGUAAUUUUCUUUUGAGGUGGGUGAAAAAUAACAAAAUUUGUCUUAUCAUUACGGGAAAGUUUAUUACAGUUAAUCCAGGAAUUAAUAUUUACGAUAUUAUUAUUAACAAGAUCUUGUCUAAAAGUACACAUGAGUGACCACGAGUGAUUUCUGUGUUUAAAAGUCAUAAAAUAAUAAUAAAAAAACUAUUUUAAGGUGGCUCCAUAGGGUUUUUGCAUUAUACUACACUUUUGUAUCCAGAAAACAAUGCUCUCCUGAACAUUGCAAUGUGCUACUUUUGCGCAGAAAGUCUGUUACCAUGGCAACAGCGUGCUUAGGACACAGAAUAGGAAGUUAUACCAAAAGCGUAACUCUAGUCGUUUCCCUUAUUGUUUGACGUCCACGAAAAUUUUUAACUCGCUCACGUCAGGCCACGCCAUCCUGGCUAGUACCAUAGAAUAUAUAAUCGACCAGAAGUCUCACUGUACACCUUUCCUUAACAUUUUCGUGUCCGCGAUUUUCGCCUUGCGGAUCACGAAUUUCGCACGCUAGAUGACGUGUGUGACACUUGCUGCGAACAUCACGUCAGCGUUCGUCAGCAAAACGGUUAAAACAGCAAUCUUUAUUACCUGGUAAUGGCAAUUGAUGGCGUAAUUGCUCGCGUUUUAUGGCGUGGAUUACACUUGCUGGCUCGCGCCUGCGCAUAAAAAAUCUCGGACAUAAUUUUGGCUGAGUGAGGCUUCUGGUCUUAUUUUCUAUUCUGUGCUAGUACAGCCGGAAGUUUUUAUCAGGAUUUGGUAGGUACAAAGUGCCGGUUGUACUAGCCAGGAUGGCGUGAUUGAUGACGAAUCGCUUGUAAAAACGCGGACAAAUAUUUGCUCGAGUUACGCUUCUGGUAUAACUUCCUAUUCUGUGUUUAGGAUAAGGCUCAAAAUUUGUCUUUUUUCGGCCAUUUUAAAAAUCCUUUCGGGAAUUUUUUUUAGUUUUUCGACACACGUCAGUCUACAGGAACAUAGCAAAGCAUCUGAAGUUGGGGGAGGGGGGUUGUCAGAGGAUUUUACCUGAAAUUUGAAUUUUUAAUUAAGAAAUAUUUACCGAAAGUGUAAUAAUUAUAAUAAAGCUUCUUGUGAUAAUCACUUGUACUGUCAUACUAAGUUUCGGGAGAAAACGGGGGUUUGGGGGGUCCUCCCCCCAAAAAUUGUUCCAUUUUUGAAGCUCUAGGACUGCAAUUCUGGCGUUUUCUGAAGCAAAUUCGCAAACAAAUUGGAUGUAAAUUGACUGUAUAUUUUACAAAAAUGGUUAUCAUUUCACACAAAUAAUUACAUUAUUACGCAAAUUUUACCUGAAAAUAUCAAAAUUUGUGGGGGGUGGAGGGUUCACGUCACAUCUCGCAAAAAAUGCCAAAAUUAAACCUAAAUUUCACCUUUUUCCUUCGGUAAAUUGUUUUAAAACUUUGCACAUUUCUUAAUAUCGGCUAAACAAGCUCAAUAUCUUUUUUUCUUAAAAUUUUAUUGAAGGGAAUAAUCUAAGAAACGUUCCAUAAAUUUUUUUAAAAUUGAAGAAAAAAUCAUACGAGAACUGAUCUUUUGUGCAAAUUUUAAAAUUUUUAACACGGCCGGAAAAAGACAAAAUUUGAGCUUAAUUAUCCAAAGCACGCUGUCACCAUGGUAACGGACUUUCAGCGCAAAAGUAGUUAAUUGCAAUGUUCAGGACAGCAUUGUUAAUGUGUCCAAUAAAUUUCGUCUUCGUGUCAUGUAAAGUGAAGAAACAGGAGUUUUCUGGAUACAAAAGUGUAGUAUAAUGCAAAAACCCUAUGGAGCCACCUUAAAAUAGUUUUUUUUAUUAUUUUAUGACUUUUAAACACAGAAAUCACUCGUGGUCAUUGGUGGUCACUCGUGGUCAUUCGUGGUCAUUCGUGGUCGCUCGUGGUCACUCGUGUGUACUUUUAGACAAGACCUUAUUAACAAUAAUCAAUCAAAGACUUGAAUGAAUCAAAGACAAUGAAUCAAUCAAAGACUUGGAGUUUUACGACGCAUCAAACAUUUUGGGAUUUAGAUACACUUUAUGUUCUGUAUACAUCACUAAUACAUGCUUCAAUUGACCAAGGAAAUUUGUCACAAGACUAUUCAAGAUCAUGUGUUAAUUUGUUUAUAACUGGAAUAUUGCAUAAUAUAUUUGAACAAAGCUUAACAAUCUAUACUCUGCUGUUUGCUGUCAGUCCAUGCCUACCUUUUAUCUACCAAUUUAAAGGUCGAUAAAAUUUCUAAUUUUCCCCCCACAAAUUGGAUCAAUAAUACAUACAAUAUAUUAUCAAUACAAUUACAUAAGAAUUAUGAAUAACUUGAAGAUCCAAAAAGACAAGGUAUACGAACGGGACUCUUACCCAUUUCAAGGCACCUCAAGAAUUUAGAUUUUGUGGACUUAAAUGUUAGGCCUGUUUUAUACGUCGAAUUUUGGUCGUGUCGAAUGCAUUUAAGACAAUUAGAUAAUGAUUAAUGAGAUAAUGAUAAUUAGAUAAACCUCAUUAAGAAUAGGUAAUCACACGGGAAGGAAUGCAAUUAAUGAUUAACACUACAAGUGAUAUUUGAAAAAAUGUGCCAAAAUGCACGAGCCGCCGCUUCAUUAUCUAUUGUUUGAAUUGCAUCAGUCGACGCGACCGAAAUUCGACGUAUAAAACAGGCCUUAGGCCCGUUUUAAACCUCAUUUAAAAUAAACCUCAAUUAGCUUCAUUAAUAUCUAUUUUUUGAAUUGGAUUCGACGCGACCAAAAUUCAACGUAUAAUUAUAAAACAGAUCCUGAACUGGAGUCAAAUCAAUAUAGCAGGCAGAAAAUUAGAAUUGUUUUUGGUUUAAUAUAAUUUAAAAGAAUGCGAAAAGAAAAGAAAAGAACGCAAUUUUUUGUCAGUAGAUUUUGACGGUCUGGGAUGUUUAUUUAUUUAUUUAUUUAUUUAUUUAUUUAUUUAUUUAUUUAUUUAUUAAACUUUGCAACACAAAACGUACACACAAACAUAUAACAUAAUAACAGCAGAACAUGUACGUCACUGAAUCUAACAACGAAUGGCGGGGACAGCACGACAGUAUAAACCUAUUACUAUACGGAAUGUUUAAUUUGUUUUUUCUAGCAUUGUAAAUAUUCGAAGUUCAUAUUUUAUCAUGAUUGUUUUUAAGGUGGCUGUUGAUAUGGAGUAUGCUAAAAACAUGUAUGAACUACACAAGAAAGCAAAUAGUAGCGCACAGAUUGUUGGAUGGUAAGUCACAAUCACAUUGCCAAGAUUUGUUUUUCGCUUCGUGCGAACAAAUUCGCCUAGUCAGUGGAAAAUGGUUCUCAAUGCUUAUCAUUUUCACUGGUAAAGUUGUUCGCGCAAAGCGAAAAAAUAAAUGCGGCAAUGUAAUUAGUUAGGGGGAAAAUUCGCUGCGAAAAAGUAGGAUAAUGGUUCGUGUUCAGCCCAGUCUGCUGUAUCGUAUAGAUCUAAUCAGAUAACGCACGCUUAUAUGUGUUGUCACCACACUCAUAUGCCUAUAUAUACUGUCCAGUAUAUGUACGAAUUUGUAUGAUGUUAUAUGUGUUAGAUACAUAGGAUAGGAAAUACUCCAGAGGUGGUGGCCUUAUGGUCUAUAUCCCACAUCAACUGCAAUUUAAGGUUAGAGAUGAUAUUCAAAUUACUACCUCUGGUUUUCAUGAAAUCGAGUAUAUCUGGUUGGAAUUCCAAUUUCCUAAGUCUCAUUCUUUCUUUGUUGGCUUUAUAUAUCAACCAGACAACACAAGUCAAUGGCGUGACAAAUUUGAACAGUUACUCACUAUAAGGCUGAUAAUGAUUCUGGAGAAAUUGUGAUUCUAGGUGAUUUUAACUGCAAUACACUUGACAAAAGAUCAUAUAGACCACUCCAUAUCGUAUCACAAUUUCAGCUCAAACAACUUAUUGCUUGAUACUUGUGAUGUUACUCUGACUGUGUAUCCACACCGGGCAAGCUUGGAAAAUAUGCCUGGCCACGGUGGGAAUCGAACCUACGACCUUUGGAACACCAGCCCAAUGCUCUGGCUCAGAGCCAUUCGCCUGAGUACAUUACACCAACAGAGAAAAAAAACGUAUUGCUUGUUUUACUCACCCAUCUUCAGGUACUAUAAUCGAUCAUAUUUACACUUCUUGUACUGAAUCCGUUCUUAAAUCAGGCGUUAUUGAACUUGGAAUCAGUGACCACUUGCCAAUUUUCAUAACCCGCAAAAUUAUUCCUCGUUCACUUACCAGAAGAAGCCGCAAAAUUAUUGAAUUUCGAAAUACCCAACGUUUUGAUGAGGGCAAGUUUUGUAAUGAUCUAAAUAAUCCCCCCUCCCCCUACUUUAUUGAUAUCUUACGAUGAUCUCAACGACGUACUUGAUGCUUUCUAUGGUCAAAUAAACAUGCUCCAUUAAAAAAAAAACGAGUGAAUGACUAUUUCCUUAAAAAAAAAACUAGAAAGAGUACUGACCAAUCGAUAUCCUAUUAUUGGUCACAGUACAAAGUACAAAAAUUCCCAUAUAAAACAAGUUCUCGACAACAACUCUAAUAAUCCUAAGGUCAUUUUUUAAUUCCUAUUUCACCAACAUUGCCGAUAACUUUGACUUUGGCCAAACAACAAGCUGGGAUCCAUCUUCAAUAAACACAACAUGUAACUAAUUUGAAAUCCCCUUAAUGACUUUAGAAUACGUCUCUUCUUUUCUUUUCUUUUUUCUUUUCUUUUCUUAAAGUGGAAGUCAAGUCCGUAUGUAAACAAACUGCUGUAUUUUUUAAAAUAUGAUGUACUGUCUGAAUAUCUAACAUCAUUUUGGUUCGCCAUCCACAAGUCAGAGGAAACAACUAAUAGAGCAAAUUAUCGGCCUAUUUCUAUUCUUGCUAUUCUUUCUAAAGUCUUGGAGACUCGUGUUUGCAAGGCAUAUUUAAGUUAUCUAACGGCAACCUCGUACCCAGGUUCUCAAUCUUCGCUCCUACCUCGCUUGAAUUGAGACCCUGGUAUCGGCUGGUCACGUGACCCGUCAUAUUUUGGCGGAUUUGCUCAAUUGUUUUUAGGGAAAAGAUAGUAACUGAAUGUUAUUUUAACAAUAUUAAAACUACAAUAUCUACUUACUAUACUUUCCCUAAAACAAUUGAGCAAAUCCGCUAAAAUAUGACGGGUCACGUGACCAGCUGAUACCAGGGUCUCAAUUCUAGCGAAGUAGGAGCGAAGAUUGAGAACCUGGGUACGAGGUUGAUCUAACGGUCAAUUCCAUUCUGUCACCAGUCCAAUUUUGUUUUCGACCAAAGUAUCCAUGUCUUUCCUCACUUGCAAUAAUCCAUGAAUACCUUAUUAACAAUAUUUAAAUUUAUGGAUUAUUAAUGCUUGAUUUCUCCAAAGCGUUCGAUUUGGUUGACCACAAUAUUUUAUUACAAAAAAUCGGUUUAUAUGGAAUUACUGAAACUAGUGGCAAGUGGUUUGCCUCAUACCUAACCAACCGAAACCAAUCGCACACAGCAGGUCCAUCUGAAUGAUCAUUUGUCCAGCCAUUAAUUAUAAAUACUGGUGUUCCCCAGGGAUCUAUUCUGGGCCCUCUUUUGUUUUUAAUCUAUAUUAACGAUUUGCUGCAAUCUCUCGUGUACUCUGAUCCAAAUCUUUUUGCUGAUGACACUACACUUUUAGAACAUAAUUCUGACUUAACUGUAAUUCAAGAGAGCCUCUCCGAGAAUCUGACCAAUGUCUCUCAAUGGACGUCGAGUAAUCGAAUGAUAUUGAAUCAUAAAAAACCAAAUGUACGAAAAUUUACUCCAAGCGCAAAUUUCCAGCUCUAGGCUGUUGUUCAAUUGGACCUGAUUCUUCUUAUAUUGAAGAAAUUACGUCUGGCAAACUCUUAGGACUUACACUUGAUAGCCACCUUGUGUGGAUUUAUAAUCAAAUUGAUAAGAUAUAUUGCAAGAUUAACUCAAGAUUGUUUCUGUUCAACAAAUCCGUGAAGCUCUUCAUUUUGACUCCAGAAUCAAAUUUUAUUUCGGUCUAAUUUACCCUCAUUUUAUAUAUGGUAUAACUAUCUGGGGGUGAUGCUUCAAAUGAAGCUGCUCCAACCGUUAUUUAAGUUGCAAAAACGGACAGUGCGUCUAAUAUUAAAUGAAAGUGUGUCGACGCCAUCUGUUGUUAUUUUUCGUAAAUUAAAAUGGAUUCCAAUUCAUAAUCUUAUAAAAUUCCGUAAGAUCUUAGGCUACUUGUUGUUGAAAGUUUGCGUGGCGAAGGACCCACUGAACUUCGUAAUCUUUUUAAAUUUGCAUGUGAUUCAUACGAUAUAAACACUCGAGUUGCUAGUACGGAUCUAAGAAUUCCCAAAGUUGGCAUGGAGUUUGCAAAGACAAAACUGUCCCACAGUGGAGUUUUGCUUUUCAAUUCCUUGCCAACUGAGCUUAAACUAUUUAAUAACUAUUCUUCUAACUCCUUCAAACAAUUCUUCCUUGCAGCUGCUUCGAGUUGGGUUUAAAAAUGUAUAUAAAUUUUCAUUCGAAAAUUUCAUCUACUAAAAGUCCAUAUACUGUUUAUUCAGUCUGUCGAACGAGAUGGCUAAAUCUGUUAAUGUUUUAAAAUUAAAUGUCUUUCUAGGUAUGCCACUGGUGUUGACGUCACAGACCAUUCAGUCUUGAUACAUGAUUUUUACUCGCGAGAAACCGCUAAUCCAGUUCAUCUUAUCCUUGAUACCACAUUACAAAAGAAUACAUUGGGAAUAAAAGCAUAUGUGAGGUAAGUGCAUAUUGUAUCAAAUUAUUCUAUAAUACGCUAAGCCUUCAAAUAUGUUAACAAUCUUUAUGCAAGGCAAGAAUGUGAUAAAAUAAGCCCUGUACAGACCGACAAGGUUUCCUUGACAUGUUUUAUUCGUUUGUGCAUGUGUAUGCGGUAUUAAAUUGACAAGUAGUGUUUAAGCUCGUCACUCAAGAACAAGGAAAAUACACCCUUCCGGAAAGUACUUAGCCUUGGCAUACAGCCUCGUUUUCGGGAGAUAUCGGCUUUAAGGCCGUUUUCCACUAGGCGGAAUUUUGCGCGCGGAGCGGAAUUUCUCUUUGUCUUUUCUAAUUAGUUCCACCGGGGAAAUCACAAGACAAAGAAAAAUUCCGUUCCGCGUCGAAAAUUCCGCCUAGUGGAAAAUGGCCUUCAGAGACCUUGUACCUUAAUUAUAUAACGGUCUUUAUUAUAUAAAGGUCUUUGAAAUUACCUAAUAUGCUAUAUAACAGUAUGAUUUCAUAACUUGUGUAACCUGUGACAAGAUAAACGACUCUAAAGCCGAUUUCUUAAUUCCAAAAACGAGGCUCUAUGGCCAAGGCUAGGUCACAGAAUAGGGUACACAGAAGGCCGACUUCUUGGUUUUUCCUAUGAUUUUCCUAUGAUUUUGGCAUAACCCGUAAUACGUCAUCAAAUGCUGACGCCAUGGUCCUAGCCAGUGCGCGUUUGAGAGGCAUUCACCCCCUGAUAAUAUUCAAAAUGGCGGACGUGCAGGGGGGGAUGCCUCUCAAACGCGCACUGGCUAGGACCAUGGCGUCAGCAUUUUGAUGAUGAAUCAUGGCGUGGCAGCGGUUACUCGAGUCGACCUUCUGUGUGCCUUAUUCUGUGGCUAGGUAUUUUCCAGAAGUGUGUGUUGUACGUGUGUAAGGUAGUGAAGGAAAACGUGACGUCAAGUAAUUGUGCACUACGUCACUGCGCACUCGACUUCGGGCGGCCAUUCAUAGGCGUACAUGGGGGGGGGAGGGUCAGUUACCCCCAGUAGAAAAUGAAUUCGGUCAAAUUAUAAACAUAAUUCGGGCAAAAAUUGGGGAAAAUAACUUUAAAAAAGAAGACACAUGUAAUAUAGUUUUGAAAAUACCAGAAUGCAAUUCUUUACGUACUCAAACAACAAAGACUCAUAAAACUGGUCAAGAAAAAAAUGAUUGGAAAAAAGCUCGUUCCUCGUACCAUGGAUAAUAAGAUAAAUGGAUAGGUCUCGCUGACGUAAGCAAAAACAACCUAGUUGCAAUCUGUGACGUCACGCGUAUUGCAAAGUUCUCUGCAUUUUUGUUGUUUCGCUAUAUUUUCCGCCUUAAAAGAGUAAUAUUGAAACAUAAACUGGUCUAAUUGUUUUAAAAACAUGCCUAAGCCACGACAAAGUAUUCAAGGUAAAUGUUUUUCUUCUUUGUUUUGUAUUUUUUUUACAUUUGUAGCUACAAAAUUGGCGUCUCCAAUUUUAACGAAAUUUGGGAUGACUUUUCACUGUUUAGUGCUUGAAAUAUUUGCUAAAAUUGACUGGGAAUACUUAGCGAUUUCAUCGUAGAAUGGCGUAGUUAUAUUCAUUUGCUCGUUGACUAAAAUGUUUACUGUAUUAUUGCUAAACAUGCCCGGUUUUUGAGAAUUUGGUUUGCAACUAGGUUUCAACACCCAAUCACGCCAUCAGCCCAUUGAAAACAUUAGGUCACGUCAGCUAGUUUCCUAUCCAUUUAUUUUGAGCAAUAAAAGCUCGUCAAAGAACUUGUCAAGGAAAACUUGCUCGUCUGCACGUGGCUUUACAGUACUGUGUUUUAUUAUAUGUAGUUCAAAUAUUGGUGUUCCAGACGAAACAACGGAGGGAAUAUUAUUUUGUCCAGUUGAAUACGCAAUAUCAAAUAGUGGAGCUGAAAAAGUUGGAAGUAAGUUUUAUAAUUUGAAUAAAUUUGUAAACUCUUUACUUUAUAUAAUCACGACUUUCCUAGUCCAGACGACCAGAUCUGUUACCUCGCCUCAAAAGAUAUUGAUUCGGAUUUUGUAUGGAACUCUAUCGUGUCAAAUGAAUGUUUUCCUUCAACUGCACAUGACACAUGCAAUACUCCUUAAACGCCCGUUUACACUUGCAAUUUGUGCUGUGAUUUCUGGUGCGGUUUUCUUCUUCUGAUGGAUGUGAAAGAGUAAAUAAGUUAUGAAUGUUCUGAGUUUAUGUCUCGCUGAUGUACCCUCAUCUGAGCAUUCGUAACUCAUCCACUCGUUCACAUCCAUCAGAAGAAGAAAAUUGCACCUAAAAUUGCAGCAGAAAUUGCAAGUGUAAACGGGUCUUUAGUAUCUCAUGCUAAAGACGUAUUUUUGCAUUUAGUUGAAUGGUUAAAAAGAACAAGAACUUCCACUACAAAAAAUAUAUCUUUACCUUCAGACUUGCAAAAUAUAUUACAGUAAGUAUCAAUAAGUACUAGUUAGUCCAUGUAUUUUUUAUCCUCAGUGACAUAACUUAACACUUGCCCAGGCCAUGUAAAAUAACUUCGUGUUUGGUUUGGGAAAGAAAUGAAGCAAAUGCUAGAUAAAGCAUUCCAUCUCAGGUAUCACCCCCAAAUUGUAUAAAACUGAGUGGAACAUAGCUAAAGACAUUGUUCAGUUUGUUAGUACAUUGCAAAACAUAUUCCUACACUAAGGUCAGUAAGAUACCUGGUAAAUUCUAUUUAUGACGGACAUGGUUGAUUCAGAGCAAGCAUUUUUCAUAACUAACUUAUUGGUCAGGAAGUUAAUUUACAUCACUGACGAUUAUCACUAUCUUCACUUACGAUUUAAUAUUUGACAUAAAUCGCCGAUAAAACAUAUUAGUGGUUUGCAAUCAAUCCCUUGAGAUUUAUAUGGCAAAUGUAUGGUGGCCAUGUUGAAGGAAGACACGCUCCAGAUACAAUGGCUGCUAAUGAUAAUCUUUUGUUAGCGUUCUUCCAACAUUGCCAUCAAGUGCAAACUACGAAUUGCAUCAAGUACAAACCAAGUUGAUGUUUGAUGUUUUGCUUUGAUUGUAAACUUUUUGUUAACGUACCUUAUUAGAUCGACAGACAAAAUAUCCAAAAUGCUAGAACUUUUAUUGAAAUAUGUUGAUGAUGUUCUGGUGAGUAUGCCACAUGCAGCGGCAAAUUCUUUAUACUAAAUAUAAGUAGAUACUGUCAGUAUGUGAACCCUUGGUACCUGCAAAAUAACUGACAAUCCUGGGUGAAAAUGUCUUGUGCGCGUGUUUGUUGUUCCUUAUCAAAUCCAUGUUUUAUUUGGUAAGGCAAUUACAAAAACAAAAAUAAACUAGAGACAAAAUGAAACAAUACCAAGCAAGAUGACUGACUGGUUCUUUGCUGCCGUGGUUACGCACUUGGUCAACAGUCGCACAUUGAACCAUGAGUCACCAUGACCAAAGCCCGAUGAGCACCCCUACUAUCAGAUCUGGCUGGUUCCAUCUCUGAGGUGAAAACACAUGCACUGGUGACACAUACCUUGCGCUGUGCCACCCACACACCAAUCCUAUUUAGCAAUUUAUUGGAUAAUGUCCAAGAGUGCGAAUCCCAUGUGAAUCAAUACAGUAUAUUACAGUUCACUACUGUAUAUUACAGUAUAAUACAGUAUAUUACAGUUCACUACUGUAUAUUACAGUAUAAUACAGUAUAUUACUGUUCACUACUGUAUAUUACAGUAUAAUACAGUAUAUUACAGUUCACUGCUAUAUUACAGUAUAAUACAGUAUACUGUAUUAUACUGUAAUAUAGUAGUGAACUGUAAUAUACUGUAUUAUACUGUAAUAUACAGUAGUGAACAGUAAUAUACUGUAUUAUACUGUAAUAUAUUACAUAAUAUAUUACUUAUUUCAAUGUAUAUACUGUUUUCGAACGUACAAUUUAGAUAUUUGGUGAGUCAAAAUAGCUCGAGACCGAAGGACGUAAUAUAUUACGUCCUUCGGUCUCGAGCUAUUUUGACUCACCAAAUAUCUAAAUUGUACGUUCGAAAACAGUAUAUACAUUGAAAUAAGUAAUUUUGUUCAGACGGGUGAAAUACCAGCUAACAGUACUGUUGGAAGAAUGUUGAUGAAUCUCGUUGACUCAGUACCACAAAUAAAAUCUCAAGAAUUUGAAGCUAUGAUGAACAAUAAUAUGCAGGUAGGAGGAAAUUGAUGGUUCGAUUUAUUAAUAAGGCAAUUAGUUGAGUGUGUUCGAAAUAUCGCAACUACUCUUUUUAGACCCUCUCUCUUUUUCUCCUAAAAAUGAUUUUGGCGCGGAGACAUUCGUGAAACAUGGCAAGAAACAAUGUUUUACCAACAAUGUUUCGUAGUCUUCCCUGGCCUCCUAGGUCCGACAACCAGAAUUAUAUGUCUGUCUGAAAACCAAGUUUAAUAAAGUUUUACGUGCAUGGAAAUUCCAGACAAGUUAUGGGCAGAAAAAACAACUAUUGGCCCUCCAGCCAUAUGCUUAUAAGAUUGUAUAACAAAAAUCUUCUAUUAAUCCCCCCGAUGGCUUCUUUAUUUCAGCCAGAUUUGAGGGUACGGUUUAUUGUAGAAGGGCCUUAAUAGACUGAGGGGGUUUCCGAUUUAGCCGAGACAUAGUGAAUGUAACUAACGCCGAAAAUUAAAAUGAACUUCCUUUAAAAAAAGAUUGCGGUAUUAGCAUCUUAUACAUGAUUUUAUGUUUUGUUUAAGCUUGUUCGUCAGUAUACUAUACUUAAUGCAGUAUUGUUUUUUUGUUUUUAACAUUCAGGAUCUGUUGAUGAUCUGUUACUUAGCAAGUGUGACAAAAUCCCAACUGUCAUUUGGACAAAAGAUUAAUCAAGUGACUACAUGAAAUCCGUUCUAUACGCGGUUGUAAGUAACAUUUUAUGUAGCUAAUAACGUAAUAUAAUUAUUUGCCAAUAAAUGCAUGUAUUGAAGUUGAAACGAGUUUAUCUUCCUUACUGUAAAACAGAGUGGGAAACAAACUAAAUGAAACAGUACAAAAAAUAUUGAUGAGCUGGAAUUAAUAUCGACUACAUUGGUUUUAGUUUUAUUAUUCUUUGCCAGCCUCGUACGUACGAGGAUGAUUCUUUGCCGUCUUAUAAAUACUAAAAGGCUGGAAAACACUUAUUAAUACACAUUAGAAACAACGUCGUUAAUUUACAGUUCGGCAGCAGUUCGACCGGAGGAAAUUUUGUCCCAAAAUAACAAUUUGGAGAUGCAUGUUAAUAACAAAUGGAUUAUGUGAAACCUGAAGUAUAUCAAUGUAUUAUUAUUUGGUGGAUUAUUUACAUCAUAUAGUAAAUUAUUAGUGUUUGACAACCAUUGGAAAAAAAUUGCCGUCGAUAAUUUUACUUUCGGUGCCAAUUAUAAUGGCCGUAUUUAUAUUAUAGAAGACGGCUUUAACGUAUGAGACGACGUAACCGUCUGAGACGUUAAAGUCGUCUAAUAUACCAUGUAAAUACAGGAAAUUAGACAGACGAAUAAAGAAUUAACGUCGUCUGUUAAGUGCGUCCAAACGACGCACUUAAACAGACGUGUUAGUUGUCUUAGACGUUUAAUUCGUCUAGUACAAAUACGAGACGACUAAAGUUGGACGCAAGUAAGGAAACACUACAGAAGGUUGUCAAAUUAAAACAUUUUAUAUUUUCUUGGUUUCAUUCGAUAGUAGUAGUUUCCAACUGUUCAUCUCGUAUUUAUAUUAGUCGCACUUAACACAAGACGUUUAAGACGUCUUCUAAUAUAAAUACGGCCAAAUUAUCAGUGGCAAUUGCCGUUUGCUGCCGCAAAUGACGAGGACUGGGG